This is a messenger RNA of Symphalangus syndactylus (siamang), 2749 nucleotides long. It is a transcript of the gene CDCA4, whose product is annotated as cell division cycle associated 4. Gene Ontology annotation, molecular function: transcription regulator activity. The record is from RefSeq and is a predicted model, not a curated record. Gene Ontology annotation, cellular component: nucleus. NCBI's taxonomy places the organism in Eukaryota, Metazoa, Chordata, Mammalia, Primates, Hylobatidae.
CCUGGCUGGCGUGGAAGUGCCUGGAUACUCAGGAAGAGCUACCAGCGUCUGGAGGCGGCCCCAGGGUGCAGGUGAGCCUCCGAACCAGGCAGCGGCGCGGGCGGUUGCAGGUGGGCAGAUCCCGAUCUGUGUGAAGGUGGAGCCCAGGACGCUGGCGGGCAGAUGGGAGGUGGAGGCGAAAGAAAGAGGCUGCAGGAGGAACCCAACGCUUCGGAGGAGCCUCAGAGUUUGAUUCUUUCCGUUGACAUGUUACUGGUGAAAGGUAUCUGAGUUACUGGCAGCGAAUCCUUACAGGUCUGCGGCAACCUCAAUUCUUGCCUCCUCAGAAGAAUUUGACCAAGGGACAUAAGCAGAAGGAGAAACUGAGGGAAUUGUCUUCUCUUGUCCACACUGGCCCUAGGCUUGGCCAGAUGUGUCUUGGCCGCCUGGACAUUGGCACAUGUGAGCAGAGCAGAGGAAAGUAUAAAAAGAGUCCCUGUAUUGGUGCCGCCGGAAGUUCUCCUGCCUGGGCUGGCCUUCCGGAGGAUGACAGAGCAGAGAUGAGUCAGUCAUCCCUGCCAAGACCCAAACGCUUGAGUGAGCUCAGCUGAUGCCUCAUGAGACACAGCAUGCUGACCCCAGCCGAAACGCCAACCACAGAAAUGCCAGCAAGUAAAAGGCUGCCUUUUGAAUCUGCUAAGUUUGGGAAAGUGUGUCACACAGCAAAAGGUCACUGAUAUAGAGGACACGAUGUUUGCACGAGGACUGAAGAGGAAAUGUGUUGGCCACGAGGAAGACGUGGAGGGAGCCCUGGCCGGCCUGAAGACCGUGUCCUCGUACAGCCUGCAGCGGCAGUCUCUCCUGGACAUGUCUCUGGUGAAGCUGCAGCUUUGCCACAUGCUUGUGGAGCCCAACCUGUGCCGCUCGGUCCUCAUCGCCAACACGGUCCGGCAGAUCCAAGAGGAGAUGACGCAGGAUGGGACGUGGCGCGCACUGGCACCCCAGGCUGCAGCGCGGGCGCCGCUCGACCGCUUGGUCUCCACGGAGAUCCUGUGCCGUGCAGCGUGGGAGCAGGAGGGGGCACAUCCUGCCCCUGGCUUGGGAGACGACCACACACAGGGCCCGGUUUCUGACCUUUGCCCAGUCACAGCACAGGCACCAAGGCACCCGCAGAGCAGUGCCUGGGAGAUGGAUGGUCCUCGAGAAAACAGAGAAAGCUUUCACAAGUCACUUGAUCAGAUAUUUGAAACGCUGGAGACUAAAAACCCCAGCUGCAUGGAGGAGCUGUUCUCAGACGUGGACAGCCCCUACUACGACCUGGACACAGUACUGACAGGCAUGAUGGGUGGUGCCAGGCCAGGCCCCUGUGAAGGGCUCGAGGGCUUGGCUCCGGCCACCCCGGGCCCCAGCUCCAGCUGCAAGUCUGACCUGGGUGAGCUGGACCACGUGGUGGAGAUCCUGGUGGAGACCUGAGCCGGAGCCCUGAGCGCUCGCAGCCGCCUCUGACGCAUUGACACGUGAGCGCUGGUUCCCACGGAGGGUGCGCCUGCUGCCAGCGGCCCAGCCUUGCUGCCCUGUCUGCUGAUUUUGAGAAAUCCCAGAACAGCCCAUUACCAGUGGGGUCUGCAGCCGCAGGCCCGUCCCACUCACUUCCCCCCUGUGGAGGGCCAGGCAGAGGCUGUUCUCCUGGAAGGCUUCUCGUCUCUGGGCCAGUUCUGACGUCCCCACAGCCCUGGGCCCCUCGUGUCUCUUUGUGUCCCCCACUGUAGAGGAUGGCGAGCCACAGCUGCAUCAACCUCCUUUACAUUUAGAUAGGUGAAUUUUUACAAUUCAGUUUUAUAUGUUUUGGGCAGUAUUUUGUCUUAAGAUAUAUUUUUUAAACUUUUUAUACCUUAUCUCUUUAGAUUUUUUCAGCUAUUUUCUUAAAAGUAUAUUUUUUCUAUAAACAUCCUUUGCUGCUACAUUAGAACUUUUAUAGCCUAAACAAUUGCAGUUGGUGUGUUUCAUUUUUUUUAAGGUUUAAAUAAGGGCUUUUUUUUUUUUUGCAGUGAGCAUCACUACAGUCUGAGUCAACAGUGUGAAUGUAUCAUGUUUUACUUUAAAUGUGUGUUUGGUAAUUAUGUUCUGUGUUAGUGAGACCUGGGUGAAAAUCAAGAACCACACACAGCUACACUUUUUUUGUCAUUAGAAAAUCUGUGGGAGCCACAUCUUCCUAGACUUAAGCGUAAAUUAUGGAGGAUUUUAUUUAUGUCUAUUUAUAUGUAAAUGUCAUUGAAGACAAAGGUCAAGUAUUUGUCUGUUUGGAGAUCACGGGCACCAGUUGGUCUUCAGGGACCUCAGACCCCUUGGUGGUGCCUUCUCAAGGCAGUGUUCUUGGAGGCUGCCGUCAGGGUCAGCCCAGGCACCUGCCCUGGGUGAGGAAAUAGCAUUGCUGCUGGAUGAGAAACGCCUGCGCUGCCAUUAGACUGGUGCCAAAACAAAAGGUUAAGGCUAGGUUGAAGUCUAGAAUGAAAGAAAUCUGAAUCCAUGUCAUUCAUAGCCCCUUGAUCUGUAGGGUCAUGGGUGCUGCCGCAGGCAGGGAGUGAGCUGGGGGUGCCUGCAGCCUUCCACUCCUGCCCCGCCUCACCCCACAUGCUCCCUGUUUCUCAUGCUUUCUCUAACUUCCUCACCCCUUAACCAAAAAGGUGUGUUUUUCUUUUGUGCAUAUAGCCAUUCUUAAAUAUCAGUGAUGUAAACCUCACUUUAUUAAAAAAUUAUCCAGCAAACAAAA